AUCUUUCAUGGCAGCAGUUUGCGGAGCGGCAACCUACCCCACUAUAAACACCCUCAGCGCGAGAUUAGGCGGCAUUUCGUCCUCGCAUUGCGUAACGGGUGCCGUUUAGUUAUAUUUAAUUCAAAAGUGUGUAUGUGUGAAGGUAAAUACAGGAUAUGGUUCACAAUAAAGCGCAGGAUUCACGUCCUUCUGGUAACGUUAGGCAGCAGGUUUAAAGAGCCUUGCUGGGGGCGGUUGAUCUGCUGGGCGUGAAUGGCUUAAGGAAGACAGGAGAUCGGAUCGUUUGCUAUGUGCCUCUUGUAUGUGAAUAAUGUACAGUGAUGGUGCCUUCUCAGACCCACGUGAUGCUCAAGUGGCAGGAGCACCUGAACAGCUCCUGGGCGGCGGAGGACAGCGUUCAGACCGCCACACGGCACGGAGCGGCAGCUCUCUAUGCAAAACUGGUCUACAACAAGGAGGUUGUGGGCUUGGCCCAACCAGUGCAGGACCUAAUGGGUCCACGCUUGCCUGACUUCCAGUACGAAUCCAGCGCUGAGGAGGAGAAGGAGGAAUAUCUGUCCGCGCUGCUCCACAGUCAGCGAUGCCUUGCCCAAUGCAUGCUGGCGAGGACCCCCUUUGCCCUAUCCCUGCACCACAGACUGAUGAUCCUCCAGAGGGUGUUCUACUCCCUCCAUAGCAAGUAUCACGACCGAUUCCGAGCACCGCUGCCUCCCCAGCCCUCAUCCUCCAGUGCAGAAGGGGGCACUCUAGAGUCAGUGUCUGAGCCUUGGCCAACAGGCAGUUCCCGUUCAAAGUCGGGCACAGACGUUCUUAUUGAAAUGGGAGUCCGGACUGGGUUGAGUCUCCUUUUUGCCCUACUGAGGCAGAGUUGGCAGCGUGGGAGUCUUGAGAACCCACCGGACGUUGCUCUGUGCAAUGAGGUACUGGCAACAGCGUCUUCAGUCCUGGCCGCCCUGCCUCCUCUUUCCUUGGCCAACGAGAACAAGAUCCCGACAGUGGGGCUUGACUGUCUUACACAAGUUGGAGACUUCCUAAAGAAGACGGCGGUCAGCGGAUCCGGGGCGGAUCGGGCGGGUCGCAGGCUAUCCCUGGAGCUCCUCCUCUCGUUAGCCUUACAAAGAGGAUCCUUGCGCUUCCUUCUGGAGUGGGUGGAGGUGGCGCUGGCUGCCUCCGCUUCCUCCACCACGUCUGAAACAGUUGGAGUGGGUUACGAGCUGAUCCAUCAAACCCUGCAACAGAUGCGCCAGCACACGGCUGUUCGUGGUGAAUCCGUCAAUACUCAGGUGCUGAAGAAGGAUGCAGAUGGACUCUGUAGCCUCUCACAUGUUGCUCUUUGCGUCUUUGAAGAGAUCUGCACCCUGGCCUCUAACUGCCUGUGCUCAUGCAGCGCGGGGUCUUCCUCCGGCUCGGAGAAUGAUGCUGUCAUGGUGUACGUGUGGGGCAGCAACAGCAGCCAUCAGCUCGCCGCUAUUCGUGGUGAAUCCAUCAAUACUCAGGUGCUGAAGAAAGAUGCAGAUGGACUCUGUAGCCUCUCGCAUGUUGCUCUUUGCCUCUUUGAAGAGAUCUGCACCCUGGCCUCUAACUGCCUGUGCUUAUGCAGUGCGGGCUCUUCCUCUUCCUCCGGCUCCGAAAUUGAUGCCGUCAUGGUGUACGUGUGGGGCAGCAACAGCAGCCAUCAACUCGCCGAGGGAACGCUGGAGAAGAUUUUACAGCCCAAACUGGCUCAGGGCUUCAGCGAUGCACAAAUGAUUGAGGCAGGCCAGUACUGCACGUUCUCUGUAUCUGCAGAUGGUGCAGUGAAGGCUUGUGGGAAGGGUAGUUAUGGGCGGCUUGGACUAGGAGACUCUAAUAACCAGUCCAUGCCAAAGAAGCUGGUUCUGGAGCCACCUCGUACCAUGAGGAAGGUGUCGUCUUCCAAGGGAUCAGACGGACACACGCUGGCUGUCACGGUGGAGGGAGAGGUGUUCAGCUGGGGAGAUGGAGAUUACGGCAAACUGGGCCACGGGAACAGCGCCACACAGAAAUACCCCAAGAUUAUUCAAGGCCCACUGUUAGGAAAGGUGGUGGUGUGUGUGUCUGCUGGAUACAGACACAGCGCUGCGGUGACUAAUGACGGAGAGCUGUACACCUGGGGGGAAGGCGACUUCGGUCGACUUGGUCACAGCGACAGUCACAGUCGUAACGUGCCCACUCUAGUGAAGGACAUCAGUGGGGUCGGGCAAGUGGCCUGUGGCAGCUCUCACACCAUCGCUGUGGCUCAAGAUGGACGAAUCGUCUGGUCCUUUGGAGGAGGAGACAACGGUAAACUGGGACAUGGGGACACAAACCGUGUGUACAGGCCUAAAGUGAUAGAAGCCCUACAUGGCUUCAUUAUCAGAAAAGUGUGUGCUGGGAGCCAGUCGUCACUGGCUUUGACAUCUGCUGGCCAGGUGUUUGCGUGGGGCUGCGGCUCGUGUCUCGGCUGUGGCUCAUCUGAGACCACCUCACUCAGACCUCGCCCGAUAGAGGACCUCAGUAUCACAAAAAUCAUAGACAUUUCCUGUGGAGACAGCCACUGUCUCGCUUUGUCUCAUGAAAACGAGGUGUUUGCUUGGGGCAACAAUGCCAUGGGGCAGUGUGGGCAGGGCCAUACCUCAACGCCAGUCACCAAACCCAAGAAAGUGAUUGGUUUAGAAGGGGUGUCAAUACAGCAGAUUACUGCAGGCACCUCCCACAGCCUGGCCUGGACAGCGGUUCCCACUGACAGGCAGCUGGUGGCUUGGCACAGGCCGUUUUGUGUGGAUCUGGAGGAGAGCACGUUUACAUACCUGCGCAGUUUCCUGGAGCGUUACUGUGAUAGUAUCAGUGGGGACACACCACCUGUACCUUUCCCCUCUAAGAGGGAACAUCACCAGUUCGUGUUGUUGUGUAUGAAACUCUUGUCCAUCCACCUGUCGUUGGCCCACGCAGGGGGAACGGGGGCCGCAGUGCUGGGCGCUCAGGGUCGGCCCCUCAGGAACCUGCUCUUCAGACUCAUCGACUCUAAUGUACCAGACUCCAUACAACAGGCGGUAAUGACCACGCUGUCUAUGGGAGCGUCUCUGUUGCUGCCUCCUCUCAGGGAGAGAACGGAGCUGCUGCACUCGCUGUUACCACAGGGUCCAGAGAGCUGGGAAAGCCUCUCUAAAGGACAGCGUCUACAGCUGGACAUGGUGCUGAACAGCCUGCAGGAACAGAGUCACGUGGCGUCCCUGCUGGGAUACAGCUCACCUGGGGAGUUGAGCGCAGGUCUGGCACUGCCGCCCACCCCUGACCGCCCCACAGGAAGUGUUAGCUCUGGCUCAGAAAUUCCAGACCAACUCCACCUGGCUGAAGUGCUCCUGAAGACCUUGCUGCUCAGCAUCGGGUUCUAUACAGAGCGUGCGUUUGGCGAACUGGAGAAGAACAGUGAUAAACNGCGGUUCAGUCAGUCCCAGAAACAGACGGAGGCUCCAUCACACUUCCACCACCUGCUGUCAGCCCUUCACAGACACCUGCUGGCUCACUGCUACAUCCACACAGGCGCUGAGGAUGACAGUAGCGUGGUGCUGCUCCAUAAGCACCUGUGCCUGCUGCUGCCUUACGCAGCCGAGACCUUCAGGAGAUCCACCAUUCUGCUGGAGGAGAGCACACUGGACAAACACGUCAUCAAGAAACUACACACUGUGCUGUUUGGUUCGGUGGCGGGGAGUCUGCUGUGUCAGGUGAUGUACUCUCUGCUCCUGCUGCCAUUGGCUGUGGUCAAACCCCUCCUUCCUCACCUGCUCACUCUGCUUGAACAUCUCAAUGAGCUCAACUGUUACUUGCCCAACACUGCGCACCUGGAGGACAUGGAGCUGGAAGGAACCUCAGAUGAAGCAUCUGAAAUCUCUGAGCCAAUCACAGUGCCAGAGUCAGAAGACUGGGCGUGGCUACUAGACCUGGAGAGGUCUGUUGCUCUUGCCAUUGGCCGAUGCCUGGGAGGUAUGCUUCAGGGCCCACCCCCUUCCAUUCAGGAGAAGACAGCAGAGUUCUGGCUGUGUAACCCGCUCCUGAGAAAUGGGCUGGAGAUAGACUUUGAACAGCUGGACUGGGCAAUGGGUUGGCUGACUGAGGCCGUGUUCAUGGGUUGUGGAGACGUGAGACUAGCCGAGCUGCUGCUGUCGGAAGAGAACACAACGUUAGUGGAACUCGCUCUUGGCUCACUGCGAGAACCUGCCAGUGCCCUCUGGAGGAAGAUGAAGGAGUAUGCGGCGAGUCGAGAUUGGGACAAUAGUGGAUCAGUGGGAGACUCUCUGUUAGAGACGGCGUGUCGCUGUAGUUUGGCCGCUCUACUCAAACAUGCCGGCCUUCAUGAAGCCUACUGGCAGGAUAAGCUUCAUUGGGCUCUCAGAGCCCCAGUGAGGAGAGGCAGGAAGCGGGCAGUUCUGGAGAGCAGACAGGAAGAGACACAGAUCCCAGCAGUGAAGCCCCAUACAGCUGAACACAACCAGGAUGAUCCCUUAGAGGAGGAAACGCCCAGCAUCAGCAGUAUGUACCUGCCGGAGGUGCUGCAGUGUUUCCUGGCCACCCGUGAGGCCAUGCAGCUCCAACAGAACGAGACUGUGUACGAGUCGUCUGGCACUAGCACGUUACCCAGCAGCACUGAGAGCCCUGGGACGCCAGACAGGGAGCCCCCCCAGCGUCCCUGGGACCACCACAGCAUCACCGACCAGGGCCUGUCCUUCCCAGCAGCCUGCCACCUGCUGGUCUCACGCUGCCUUUUCCUGCUGCUGGGGGUCCGAGCUGCUUGGCAGGAGGAGAGUGUGUCGUCACAGACGCCCACUGAGAGCAGCUUGGCCAGAUCUCCACUCUACUAUGAGGCGUUAGGAUCAAAGAUGGAGUUACAGUCUUCUGAGAGAAGAUUCAGUGAGAGAGAGACACCAGAUGAAUCUAAAAGCUCCUCAGGGUCAUUCAAAAAUAAAAUUGGCCUUCCACUCUGUUCUUUGGGCAUCAUGAAAGAUGCCUGGGAGCGACUGCGACAGUGCAUCAGUCCCACUACUAUGCUGUGCCCAGGCGGAGGUGGCACACCCAUCCUGGGCCAGGUCUUCCAUUUCCUGUGUGGGAGCCUCCUUCAAACCUCUUCUCUGGUGGACAAAGAUGGAGGUGCACAUGUGGAUCCCAAAGCCAUCACCAUAGCCAUGGCACAGCAACACCAAAGAGCUCAGGUUCGUUUGGAGGCCUUGUGUCAGAUUUCCUCUUUCCUGUCAGAGAUGGAGGAAAAGAGUGUUAGCUCUCUAGCGCCUCCUCGUUUUCCAGGCCUCUUGCAGUCAGUGCAGCUGCAGUUCCUCUCUGGCUGCUUUGGUCUGGGAGCCCCGAUCACCGGCAGUCUAGCGGCACCUAACAACAAGAUUCACCAUUACACCGCUGGGACUCAGUCGGCUCCCAUCAGUGUUCAGAGGGAGUUACAGUCUGCAGCUCACACGCUGUACCAGCAACUGGUGCGUGUGUUCAGACAGAAAGUGGCACUAGAGAGAGAACAGGCUGGCUCUUAUCAGCACCUGCUGUUAGCUACAGUCUUUGCUCUGAACUUCCACUAUCAGCCAGUGGAUCUGGUGGUGAUAAUUAAAUGUGGCGUCCUGGAGUUCUUGUCCACUCUGACUGAUAACACCUGUGUGCUGGUGAACCAGCGCUGGCUGGCCGCCUCCAUGUCCGGUCACAUGCAGCUCGGUGGGGCGGUGAAGGUGGCCACUGCCAGACUCCUGCAGAUACUCGCCAUAGCGGCCAGUUCCUGUGAAGAGGCCUUGCCAUUGGAAGUGUCCCAGGCUCUCAUGGAUGUAAUGAGCGAGCAGCUGCAGGGAUUGUUACAUGCAGUCCACCAGCAGGAGGUGCUAGAGAGGGAUUCCACAGAGCACAUCCAGGAAGAAACUUCCAAACAAGAAAGUGCAGAUGUAGUUCGUAGCAGCAGGGUUGUGGAGUCCCAGCUUGCUGACUUUCUAGUCUUCCUAAGACGCAUUUUGUCUCUAAGGGUCGCCAAAAGAGUCUCCGCAUUUGUCAAGUGGAUUGAUCCACUGAUGACAAUUAUCUCGUACAAAUGCAACUCUGGAAAUCCACGCUUUCACAACCUGCGGACGAAGCUGCUGGCCUUCCAUAUUCUAGAAGCUCUUCUCCCUGUCUGUUCAGACCCUGUUGUCAUGAAACAGAUUGUUGAUCAAUUAUUUAGCCUUUUGUCCACAUACAUGUGGGAGGAACCUUUGGCCCUGAGGAAAAACUUCGAAAAAGAGAGAACUUUGGAGAACUCAAAUAGGGACAGCGGAAGUGAAGAUGAAUGUAUUCCUAUUGGUGAUUUCUCUUUCGACCCUCAUAAACUGAUCUGUUGUUCUCUGGAGAGCGGGAAUGUACUCUCUCAUGGAUCGGGGGGAAAAGGGUACGGUUUGGCCACCACUGCCAUCACAUCUGGAUUCUUCAUCUGGAAGUUUUAUAUCACUAAGGAGAACAGAGGAAAUGAAGGGACAUGUAUUGGAGUGUCCCGAUGGCCCAUCCGGGACUACAACCACCGGACCACCACAGACAUGUGGCUGUACCGGGCCUACAGCGGUAGCCUGUAUCAUGGAGGAGAGCUGGGCCGAGCUCUGCCCUCCUUCACCCAGGGCGACACCAUCACCUGCAUCCUAGACAUGGAGGCCAGAACAAUCUCUUUCUCCAAAAACAACAGGGAGCCCAAGCUAGCGUUUGAAGGAGUGGAUGCCACAGAGCUCUACCCCUGUGUUCUUUUCUACAGCAGCAACCCAGGAGAAAAGGCCAGCCUCAUAAACCUCUACACCACUUUUGUGGCGCUAUGUGACUUGCAGAUGCGUGGAAUGCCUAGCGAUCUUCUGCCAGGGGAGCCCUUGUGCAGCCCAAGGGCCACAGUUCUGCUGGAGUCCACCAUUCAGCUGCUAAGACGACUGUACGUGAACGAUGACUGGGUUCAAAAUAUCAACCAGCACAUGCUGAACAAACUACAGCUCAUCAACCCUCUCAUGAGAGAGGGACAAGGCAAGAUAGCAGGUCAUGCCAGUAAGGAGUUCGAUGAGAAAUGUGAGAGGGGCUCUGCUUGGGCAGAUGUCGGGACAUCGACAGACCACCUCUCUGGCCCAGCGGGGCUCUCUGACGGCCAGCUCAGUGUGUUGUGCACUGAAGUCUGGCCCGUCAUGGCCCUGAUCGGAGGUGUGGACAGCGGUCUCCGUGCUGGAGGGACCUGUCUGCACAAACCCAGCGGUCGACGGGCGACUCUGCUCGGGGUCUUGAAAGAGGGAAGCCCCUUGGCUAAGCUUCAGUGGGAGGAGACAGAUUUUACUGUGAGCUUCCUGAAUUCUUGGUCACCCAGCGACACGCCUCUCUCCUCCCUGGAGCCGUGUGACGUCCCCCAGCUGGACAUGUCCCGCUGCCGUGGCCUCAAGCCCUCCGUGUUGUUCGACCUCAUCCUGAUGACCGGCAUCUUAGAAGAGCAGGAGCCUCCUUCUGAAUCAUCCGAAACGUCUGGAUUGUCACGAAACCGAAUCAGCUCUGAGGGCGGCCCGCGUAGCGAGCUGGAGAGAUGUUUGGACGAGGACAUCGCUUGUAUUAUGAUGGACGAAGAGGGAAUGAGCUGUCCAGUGGAUGAGGACAGAAAUAAAGUGGAAGAGAGGAGAGAUGAGAACCAAGAUGACACGUUCAGAUCCCUCAUACAGUCAAAAGAGGAGCGUGUUGGCACCCCCUGUCCACCAAUACUUGCACCACAACCCAGAGUGGACUUCUUUGCUUUGGAACUGCGCGCAGUCCGCAUUUCCUACCUCCUUUUGGGGGCGCUAAAAUCUUUGGCUGUCAUUCUGAGCUGCGGGAAGUUCACAGAUCUCCUCCUGGUUCCCAAAUCAGAUGCAGGGGUCUAUGUAAGUAGCCCCGACCCAGCGAGAGCCUCUGCUGGCUGGGAGGAGAACGGCGAGCUGUGCUCUGUGCUGCAGUUUGUGGUGCGGAGCAUGGUGAAGUGGGCCGUCAGACCCUGUCCGAUCAAACAGGCCAUGGCUUUAUCAGACCUCGAGAGGGCCCAGAUCAUCAUCUUUAAAGGAGUGCUGAGCAGACUGCACGAGGAUGGAAGCAAAGAACACAAAGAUUCAGGAGUUCACUCGUCCUCUCAGCCCGUGUCCAAAUCCUCCAGUUCAGUCUCGCUUUACAGCAACGGCUCUGAAGGCACCGCCAUCUUCGGCCAAUCAGCUUCACCCUCCACCAACGACCUCACAGCCUCGCUCCUCACCGCCCUGCAGGCUGACAGCCUGGAGAACUUUAACCCUUUCCUUCCCAUCAACCUGCUACAGCGGAUGGUGCUGGCACGUUUUCCCACAUUGGCAGGUCUCGUCCACAGUCCGGUUCUGCCCCCCGGGCUCAGCCUGACGAGCUCAGCCUCCUGUGAGGGCUUCACUGAGCAGCAGACCAGCUUCCUGGAGCCCUGCGGUCAGACCAGGACCCCCUGGUUCUCUUGUGUCUGUGUGUGCAUGUGUGUGUGGCUGGGCUCCUCUAGGCGGAUGGUGCUGGCACGUUUUCCCACAUUGGCAGGUCUCGUCCACAGUCCGGUUCUGCCCCCCGGGCUCAGCCUGACGAGCUCAGCCUCCUGUGAGGGCUUCACUGAGCAGCAGACCAGCUUCCUGGAGCCCUGCGGUCAGACCAGGACCCCCGUGGAACAGCCCCAAAUGUUUGUCCCAGUGCGCUUGCUUGAGAUGGGCUUCUCAAUGAGACACAUCUACAGGGCCAUGGAGGCAGCAGGGGUCACUGGAGAGGUGGACUCACGCACCAUCGAGGUGCUGGCGAGCUGGAUGCUGGAACAUCCCAUCACAGGAGAGGGCUCAUCUGCAGGGGGCGCCACUGAUACGCCCUCCUCUGAAGGGCCAGAGAUGGUCCAGUGCCCUGAGUCUCCAGCUCCUCUCACCCUACAGGAGAGCAGAGAACCCAACGAGAGUCUGUUGGCAGGUUUGGACUUGGUGGAGAGAGAGAACUUCUUAGAUGUUCACCUCACCAGGAACAGACCUCCACCUGCACGGAGGCAGCGGUCCGGAGUAAGUCAGAGAACGUCCUUCAGGAGAGCAGACUCCCCGUCGCCCAGUCCUGUCCCAUCGCUGUACAGACAGGACGUGGGAGUGGCAGAGUGGCCGGAGCGGGCCGAAACGCACCCGUUUGCUGCUGAAGACGACUCAGAGCUGGGCUACAUGGAUGAUCCGUACCAGGAAGAACCGUAUGAGGAGCUGCUCACCCCAGAGUUCAUCACCUCUGAGAGAGACACGCUGUGGAUGGUAGAGGGAAGAGAAGACCACCCAGAGCCUCAUGAGAUGGUGGAGUGUGAGCUGUGUAACACACUCACCCUGCAGUUCAACAACCACAUGAAGCGCCACCACCCGGGCUGCGGUCAGAGUGCCGGUCGCCGUGGUUACCGCAGCAAUGGAGCCUACGUGGACGGCUGGUUCGGAGGCGAAUGCGGAUCAGGCAGCCCAUACUACCUCCUGUGCACUGCAUGCAGGGAAAAGUACCUAGCCUCCAACCUGGGGGUUAUGAGCUCCAAACAGGACAGGGCAAGAGGCUUGGCGUCUGAUCUGAUUGGUCAGUUAGAUGGUACAUCAGAAGAUGAAUGGGAUCUAGGUAACCAGGAAGACUCGGAUUCAGACAGGCUUACAGGUUUGGAGGACUUUGGGAUUCUUUUGAGGCCUUUGGGUCUGAGUGAGAAGAAGCCCGUGCCCGACCCAAUCCCCUUCACUGAACACGACCCACUCGGAGCCCUCGUUAGUGGCUUGGUCAGCGGAGACAACAGCCUGCUUUACAAAGGUGUUGUCAGCACCGAGCUGAAGAGCUCCUCGGUUCCUCUGAGUCUCGGGGAGCAGGCAGCAUCCCUACGGGAGCCCCAGGAGAGACUGUUGUCUCUGAGGAGAGUCACCUCCACCGCUCAGAUCCUGCUGGCCUACAGUAUGGUGAUGAGAGCUCUCUCACAGACCUCCACCAGUAGUUCAGUGUGUAAUCAGUCCAGUGGUCUGGAGGCUCUGGGUCUGGCUGACAUCCGUAUCCUGGUGCGGCUGAUGUGUCUGGCAGCGGGGGGGCGUGUCCACACAGGCAUGGACCAGCAGGGAAUGGGGCGUGGCUCUAUGAGCGAUCGCACAGGCUCCGCCUUCCUGUCCUUCCUCAGCUCUGCUAUCGGCAGUUUAGUGUCCCAAAGUCCUGCUGCCUACAGAGAGUUAGUGGACAUCUGCACUCAGGGUAGUUCAGUGUGUAAUCAGUCCAGUGGUCUGGAGGCUCUGGGUCUGGCUGACAUCCGUAUCCUGGUGCGGCUGAUGUGUCUGGCAGCGGGGGGGCGUGUCCACACAGGCAUGGACCAGCAGGGAAUGGGGCGUGGCUCUAUGAGCGAUCGCACAGGCUCCGCCUUCCUGUCCUUCCUCAGCUCUGCUAUCGGCAGUUUAGUGUCCCAAAGUCCUGCUGCCUACAGAGAGUUAGUGGACAUCUGCACUCAGGAUCUCAUGGCAGCAGCUACAGGGAUGAACAUCAGCGCUAUCACCGGUCCGCAGCAGAGGAUGAGGCAAAGCUCUGCCCUCAAGGGGGCGCCACAGGAGCCGAGACAACUGACCCCGCCCACUUUCCUGGUCACACAGAGUCUGGUGUCCCUCCUGACAGAGAAAGGCGUUCGAUACCGUUAUAAUGUGGAAAGAAGCGAUUCCACUGAAUCAAAGGAAGGUGGAAGCCCUCCACCCUCAGGUCCUCCUCUCUCUCAAGCUGGAGUGCGGGUCGGGCCGCUGGAGCUGGCUAAUGCUCUCGCUGCCUGUGCCCUGUCGGCCAGGCUGACCAGCAGACACCGACAGUGGGCAGCACAACAGCUGGUCCAGGCCUUGGCGGUCUCUGAGAAAGACAAUACGGCCAGACCCCAGACAUACAGCGACAUGGCCGGAGAUCUGCACAAGUGUCCCAUCAAGAAGCUGGAAGGACAUCAGAACAGGGUGAGCAGCUGCAGCUGGAGUUCAGAACAAGGUCUGUUGGCCACCGGCUCACAGGACGGGACUGUUCGACUGUGGGCCGUAACGCCGAACACAGCAGAACUGCAGCACACACACACCUGCAGCGUCAGUGAGGAUGCUCAGAGCUCAGAUGGUUCAAUGGGAUCGCAUCUGCUGUCCACUGUAUCGUGGAGCGCAGGGGGAACUCUAUUGGCCGCCUUCCAGAACAAACUCAUCAACAUCUGGACCGUCAGUGGUGCUCAGGCACAAAUGGAGGCUCAGUCCUCCUGGGUCACUGCACUCUCGUGGGUUCAGACCUCCACUCCGUUCCUCAGUCAGGAAGCCUGCAGUCAGGUCAGCCCUCCUGAGAGUCUGCUGGUGGGCCGGCUGGACGGCUCCCUCUGCUGGCUGGAGGUCACAGACGACUUGAGGGUGGAGCGAACAGAGCUCACUCACUGCUACAGGAAAGAAGCUCCUCAGUGUCUGGCCUGGUACAGUGUUGAUAAACCCUUUGCCGUGGGCUAUCCCGAUGGCAAGAUUCUACUAGCAACAGCAGAGAGCUACGAAAUCGACCCGCCUAUUCUGCUAACAGCAUUUCCUGAGAGUGUGAGUGCGCUCAGGUGGGACCCUACCGGUCAUCUGCUGCUGUCUGUGGGCCACUCUGAGGUGGUGAAGAUCUGGGGUCGUGCCAGCAGUGCGUGGCUCACCCUCCACUCUCUGUUCCACACGGGCACUGUCAACACGGCCGAGUGGUGCCCUCUGCCCGGGAGAGGACCGGAGCCUCGUCUUAUGAUGGCAGUUGGAUGUCAAAAUGGCCUCCUGUAUGUGUGGAAUCUUCCUCAAGGGGGCGCUAAUGUCUCAGUGCCCAAUUUCCUCACCCUGUCUACCAGCCAAGACAAGAGCAGUGCCAUCAAGCGGGGCAAUGCUAAAUGUGUGUUCCACCUGAGUGGACACAUUACCGCGGUAAAGACCCUGUCAUUUUGUCCCAGUGGACUUGCACUCAUGUCUGGAGGAAUCGGAGGGGUGCUCAACAUCUGGUCUCUCAGGGAUGGUUCGGUCCUGCAGACUGUGGUUACAGGAAUGGGCUCUGUGGUUUGUACCACCUGGAUCCCACACAUAGGGGUGACCGCUUGUUCUGGAAGAUCAAAAGAUGUUUUGCUAAUUCGCUGUACCCCAGACUGGAUCUCUCAGAAUCACGUUCUGGCCUCCUGCCGUUCCGUUCUACGCAGUCAGGGCAUUCUGGGAUUGAAUCGUGCCCCCUGCAUGGCCGUCUUUCUUGAGCGCCUUCCCACAUUGCUUCAGGAGCAGUACAACUAUGAGAAGAGUCAUGUGAUGGUGGGCGAUCAGUUGACCCACAGUGCCUUUCUUCAGAGUCUGGCCACUCUGGCCAUGGGUCUCUUCUUGGAUCAGUUACUGUGCCGUCAGCCCAGACCGCCUCAUCACAGCGGGACGGGGCCGGGGCCGGAUCAGGACGGGGCCCCUGGAUCCUUCUGUCCCUCAGAGUGGAACUGGCUUUCCAUCUAUUCAACCACAGUGAAGAGCGCAGAGGCGUUUGCUCGUGGCACCGCCUUCCCAGAAUCCUUCAUUGCACCUGAAUUCCAUCAUUCUGGAUCCACGGAGUUGACCAAACCAUUGGACAACAGUAAAUGGACCUUCAUGAUGGAUGAACAGCUCAUGUCCUGGGCGACCAGCAGACCUGAAGACUGGCAGCAGGGUGGUAAAAGUGAGGUGUAUUUGUGGGGUAACGGACGUCACGGGCAGCUGGCGGAUGCUGGAACCAGUGCGUCUGUGCCCACACUCGCUCCCUCUCUCUCGCAGACUCAACAGGUUGUGUGCGGUCAGAACUGCACGUUCCUGGUUCAGGCUAACGGUACGGUUCUGGCUGUAGGGGAGGGCAGUUACGGGCGACUCGGACAGGGUAACUCAGACGACCUCUACACCCCAACUAUCAUCUCAGCUUUACAAGGUUAUGUAGUGACUCAGCUGGUGACAUCAUACGGGUCUGAUGGCCACUCAUUGGCUCUCACUGAGACCGGAGAGGUGUUCAGCUGGGGUGAUGGGGAUUAUGGGAAACUCGGCCACGGGAACAGUGAAAGGCAAAGGCGACCCAAACAGAUCGAGGCUCUGCAGGGAGAGGAAGUGGUGCAGCUGGCGUGUGGGUUCAAACACUCAGCCGUCAUCACAGCGGACGGAAAACUCUAUACCUUUGGCAGUGGAGAUUCUGGACGCUUGGGUCAAAGGUCAACUUCAAACAAGAUGGUCCCGGAGAGAGUGACAGCACUGUAUGGGUACCACAUUGGACAGGUGUCAUGUGGUAUCAAUCAUACUUUGGUCCUGUCAUCAGACGGCCUGAGUGUGUGGGCUUUCGGAGACGGUGAUUAUGGUAAACUGGGUAUUGGACCAUGUACAGUGAAAUGCUACCCACAGAAAGUGGAGGCUCUUUGCAAUAAAGGCAUUAAAAAGGUUGGAUGUGGAACACAUUUCUCAGUGGUUCUGGCCAAAGAUGGACACGUCUACACAUUCGGCCAAGAGCGUCUGAUAGGUCUGCCAGACUCCAUGCUGAAGAAUCACAACCGGCCGCAGAUUAUUCCCGCUCUGGAGGGCGUCUUCAUUGAGGACAUUGCUUUGGGCUGUGAACACAUCCUUGCUUUAUCCAACACUGGAGACGUGUAUGCAUGGGGCUGCAACUGUGAGGCCCAGCUGGGUCUGGGCCAUUCCAAUCCUGUCAAAGAGCCCACUCUGGUUACUGCUCUACAGGACAAGAAGAUCAGGCAGAUCUCGGCUGGACGCUGUCAUACCUCGGCCUGGACCACACCGGCUCUGUCAACCAAAGCUUCAGGUACAAACAAAUCCCAGGGGCGCUCUAGCAAGCCCAUUUUUGUGCAGAUCGCCAAACAGGUGGUGAACCUGAACCCCACUGAGCUGCGUCUGCCCUCCAGAGCAUGGAAGGUGAAGCUGGUUGGAGAAGGGGCGGAUGAUGCCGGCGGCGUUUUUGACGACACCAUUACCGAAAUGUGCCAGGAGUUGCAGUCAGGUGUGGUCGAGCUUCUCAUUCACACUCCCAACAGCUCUGCAGAUGUUGGUAGCAACACGGACAGGUUCUUGCUGAACCCAGCAGCAGUCUCGGAUGAUCACAUGGUGCAGUUUCGCUUCUUGGGGAUCCUAAUGGCAGUGGCCAUUCGAACCAAAAAGCCCUUGGAUCUGCACCUGGCGCCAUGGGUGUGGAAACAGAUGUGCUGUAUUCCGCUGGGAGCCGCCGACCUGGAGGAGGUGGACCUGCUCACGUACCGCUCACUUCAGGGCAUCUUACACCUGGACAACAGCGUGAUCAAUGAAGAGAACUUCACAGUGAUGAUCCCUCUGGACUCAUUUGUGGCUCACAGUGCUGAUGGCACGUUGGUUCCGGUGAUUCCUGGUGGGCAUAACGUCCCUCUGACAUUCUCCAACAGGAACGAUUAUGUGGAGAGAGCCUUGCACUACAGACUUCAUGAGAUGGACAGACAGGUGGCAGCAGUGAGGGAGGGCAUGUCCUCAAUCAUCCCAGUCCCGUUGCUUUCCCUGCUCACGGCUCGACAGCUGGAACAGCUGGUGUGUGGCUUGCCCGAGGUCUCUGUGGAAAUGUUGAAGAAGGUGGUACGAUACCGUGACAUUACUGACAGCCAUCAGCUCAUUGGCUGGCUGUGGCAGAGCCUCGAGGAAUUCUCCAAUGAGGAGAGAGUCCUGUUCCUGCGCUUCGUGUCCGGACGUUCCAGACUGCCAUCCAAUCCGGCAGACAUCACACAAAAAUUUCAGAUCAUCAAAGUUGAUCGGCCUGUGAACGGACUUCCUACGGCCCAGACGUGCUUCUUCCAGCUGCGCCUUCCUCCCUACACGAGCCAGGCCAUACUAGCCGAGCGCCUACGCUAUUCCAUUCACAACUGCCCCUCCAUAGACAUGGACAACUACAUGCUGUCACGCAACACCGACCAGGCAGACGUCUCCGACACCGAGUACUAACGCGGCCCUCGCAAAAACGGACUCUAUAACGCUACAAAGCACAGAAUAACCCUCAUAAAUGCCUCCGGUUGCACUUCUUCCUCAUACAUGCAAUACAGUUCUCAGUCACAAAGCCUCACGUACGUACUCUCUGCAGUACCCAGAAUGCACUGCAGACGCCAGUUCUUCCACAAGGUCAAAGGGAGAAUAUUUAAGCAAUUCAGUUCUUUAUUUAUUCCUUUUUGUAUCAUCUUCGUGUCUCUGAAUGUUGCAGGAAAGUUUCUAAAACUAAAAAAAUAUUACAAUAUGUUACAAGCGCCGUGCCUGGAAUGGUCGCAAGGUUUCUUCUCUUGGCGUUAGCGACAGAAACUGCGGUUGGUUCGUAGGUGAGCACUUGGCAGCUAGCUUCCUGUCCCAGUUUAUGCCAAAGGCUAUUAAACUACUGUACUGUACUGUACACGAUACCUUCUGACUCAGUG
Messenger RNA from Sinocyclocheilus anshuiensis, 15412 nucleotides. RefSeq names its product probable E3 ubiquitin-protein ligase HERC1. Gene Ontology annotation, molecular function: ubiquitin-protein transferase activity; protein binding. Lineage: Eukaryota; Metazoa; Chordata; Actinopteri; Cypriniformes; Cyprinidae. The record is from RefSeq and is a predicted model, not a curated record.